This is a messenger RNA of Myxocyprinus asiaticus (Chinese sucker), 2771 nucleotides long. RefSeq names its product endothelin receptor type B. Gene Ontology annotation, biological process: enteric nervous system development; regulation of blood pressure; G protein-coupled receptor signaling pathway. Gene Ontology annotation, molecular function: endothelin receptor activity. The coding region runs from base 304 to 1551 and encodes 415 amino acids. Gene Ontology annotation, cellular component: membrane. The transcript has 7 exons. The record is from RefSeq and is a predicted model, not a curated record. NCBI's taxonomy places the organism in Eukaryota, Metazoa, Chordata, Actinopteri, Cypriniformes, Catostomidae.
AGGAGAGGGGUCAUUUGUACAGACGGAUAAAACUCUUAAACCCAACGAUAUGGUCAAGGGAAGGAGGCAGAUUUUGUCGUUUUGAGGGAAUUGACUGGUGCGACUUUCAAUUCAUUCUGCCGGAGUUUUAAUGGAUUUACUCACAUUUUUGCCAGGAGACGUCACGAGCUUCAUUCUUUAAGUAUUUUGAGGUCUUUUUAGUCUGCCAUCGAGAGUCGACAGGUUUUGUUCAAUGCUUUGAAAGCAACUUUGGCCAUCUGUGCUGGGACAAACUUACCAAACGAUAUUUAAUAACCGUUUCAAAUGAUGGAAACAAAACGCAUUGUUCAUUUGCUCAUCGUCCUGACGGCGCACCUCGUCUUGAUAUGCGCUCAACAGAAGGAUUCUGACCAGAGGUCUCCAACCCUCAAAUCUGCUGUUGGGAAAGACAACUUGAUGAAACUGAAUGUGUCCGUGACUCGACGGACAAGAGUUCUGCCACCCAUGUGCACAGGUCCCACAGAAAUAAGGGACACUUUUAAGUAUAUUAACACCGUGGUUUCAUGCCUAGUGUUUGUGGUUGGGAUAAUCGGAAACUCCACGCUGCUCAGAAUCAUUUAUAAAAAUAAAUGCAUGCGGAACGGUCCUAAUAUCCUCAUCGCAAGUCUGGCGCUCGGGGACCUGCUGCAUAUCGUCAUAGACAUUCCCAUCAACAUGUAUAAGCUUCUGGCUGAAGAUUGGCCAUUUGGUGUUGGACUUUGCAAACUGGUUCCCUUCAUACAAAAGGCAUCCGUUGGUAUUACAGUGCUGAGUUUGUGUGCACUCAGUAUAGACAGGUAUCGAGCAGUGGCAUCAUGGAACCGCAUCAAAGGCAUUGGCGUACCCAAAUGGACAGCCAUUGAAAUUAUUCUGAUAUGGGUGCUGUCUAUCCUACUUGCGGUGCCCGAGGCUGUUGCCUUUGACAUGAUCACGAUGGACUACAAAGGAGAGCACCUCAGGAUCUGCUUGCUCCAUCCCAUGCAGAAAUCCAAGUUCAUGCAGUUUUAUAAGUCAGCCAAAGACUGGUGGCUUUUUAGUUUCUACUUCUGUAUACCGCUGGCCUGUACUGCCAUGUUCUACACUCUCAUGACCUGCGAAAUGCUCCGAAAGAAGAAUGGGGUUCAGAUUGCCCUGAACGAUCAGUUAAAACAGAGGCGUGAGGUGGCUAAAACCGUGUUCUGUCUUGUGCUGGUCUUUGCGCUGUGCUGGCUUCCACUUCACCUCAGUCGUAUUCUUAAGCUGACCAUUUAUGAUGAAAAGGACCCUAACCGCUGUGAGCUUUUGAGUUUCUUCCUUGUUCUGGAUUAUAUCGGGAUCAACAUGGCAUCAGUGAACUCGUGCAUCAACCCAAUCGCUUUGUACAUGGUUAGCAAGCGCUUCAAGAGCUGCUUCAGGACCUGUCUGUGUUGCUGGUGUCUGCCGCCUGAAAUGUUAGCCAUGGACGACAAGCAGUCCUGCAUGAAGCUGAGGGUGACAGAGAGAGGAUCUGAACAAAGCAACAGCCGUGCCUCAAACAAGUACACUUCAACUUAAAAAAAAAAAGAAAUAAAAAAGAAAUGAUCUGAGUACAGGUAUGAGCAGCCUGUAAAGUGCAUUCAGUAUGUACAGUGCCCUCAUUCUCCAUACAUUUAUGUCUGAGAAAUUGUGAUAAGACUAUAUGUGGUGUAACACAGUUUAAUUCCAUCUCCCUGUACAUUUAAAGAUUGUCAUUGAAUGUAAGCCUGCACUUUCAGAAGACCUCAGAAAACGCCCACAAUCGGCAUCUUUGACCAACACUUGGUUUGUUCUUUAUGAUGACAUGGAGUGAUCUUGCAGCACAUUUCUGCUAGCUUUAAAGUAAACAACCUAUAUUUGAUAUCUCUUUUAAUACCAGACAAUAUUUUUUACUAUUACUACACUUUAAUACAAAAAUUUAGGAGUAUAUUUCAUUUAUUAAUUUUUUUUUUUUAAGUUGGUCAAUAUCUAUUAAAUGUUUUUGUAUAUCUUUUAAGAUGGUAUAUUUGUCAAUGUUUGUCAAAGUUGUAAAUGCUUUAAUGAUGUCGUAAAUGUCAAAGACAUGAUUGUGCAUUGGCAUUGUGAAGGAGUGGGACUUUCUUGAGAACAGAGUUGCAUGAGAACAGAGGGCCUUUAUUUAAAGUAGUUUUAUGAUCAGUUCCUACAUGCCCCAAGGCCUCUAAUCCAUCAAAGAUAACUUAAUCAUGUGUGUGCCAUAUAAUUCUUUCUGUCUCUACACAUUGUCUCUAUUGUCCUUUCUGUCCUGCAUGUUGUUAUUUUUAUCUUCUUUCUGUAUUUCUUGGAUGCACAUAUUAUUUUGCAUCUGUAAUGUAUAUGAAGCAGCUAUUUUGACUCUAUAUUAAAACUUUAUAAAACAUAUUUGUGUUACAUUUUUAAGACAAUUAAAAACAGAAAAUGCUUAACUGUUUCUUGAGUUAAUGAGGAUAUUGUUCAUGGUAUUAAUGCAGGCUAUGUAAGGCAAAAUGUGCAGUUUUUUUGCAAUAACAACCAGCUGACUGUACUUUAUCCUGCUUACUACACGGCUACUUGACAAAUAAAUAAAUUCAUGGACAUUUUAUAUGGAUUUGCAUUGAAAUUAUGGAAUUAUGUGAGAAGAAAGAAAUUGCUGAACAGCUGAAAUCUGUCCUGUUGGUGUUUAUUUUGUAAUUAAUGAACGAAUUAAAAAAAUGACUGCUAAUUAUGCUUAUUAUUACAAGAUUACUUUCCAAAUAAAUAAAUAAAUACACAUGAAACAUUAA